This is a messenger RNA of Drosophila persimilis, 1798 nucleotides long. RefSeq names its product zinc finger CCHC domain-containing protein 8 homolog. Bases 34 to 1698 code for a protein of 554 amino acids. Gene Ontology annotation, cellular component: catalytic step 2 spliceosome. The record is from RefSeq and is a predicted model, not a curated record. The transcript has 4 exons. NCBI's taxonomy places the organism in Eukaryota, Metazoa, Arthropoda, Insecta, Diptera, Drosophilidae. Gene Ontology annotation, molecular function: zinc ion binding; RNA binding.
CCAAACAAAAAUAAAAUUAACAGGUUAAAAGAAAUGGACGACUCUGUUAUAGUGCUCGACGAUACGCAGCCCAGCGGGGAAAUCAUAGAAGUAGACGUGGAAGAUGGCGAGUUGGACGACUCAGAAAUUGUGGUUGUGGCCGCGGCGGACACAAGACCCUCCACCGAUAAGUUACCAACAACAGAUGACAAUCCGAGUCUACGAACUCAGGAGAACAACCAAAACGAGGCGGAUGGCUUGGUGUUCGAAGUAAAGUUUUGCAACAAGGAGCACUUUGCCAGUCUUCACCACAAAAUGUUGGAUGUAUUGGGAGCAGGUUUUGUGGGCCGUCACCUAGAUUACAGGACAAACGUAGAGGAGCUGGUAAUAGGCGCUUUCGACGGAGGCGUUAUGCAACCGCAAUCGCCUUCAUCUCCGGAUCUGGACACUUCAAAUGUCUUUAUGAUCGACACAUCGCCUGCUCCGAAGCUGAUGGUCUCGCAGGUACCUUCUUACAAGCGCUCGAAUACAGAUGUACUCGACGAAGACACUGAAGCACGAAAGAAACUGAAGGCCGAGGCGGUAAACAAGUGUAUCCGACCCAAAAACCAGUCGGCCUGCUUUAACUGCGGCGAAACGGGCCAUUCGCUGCGAGAGUGCCCACAGCCACGCAACAAUGUGAGAAUUCAACGGGCCCGCAAGAAGAUCAGCUAUCGCAUGGAACGCUACCAUGUGGACAUUGAACAGAGGUUUGGACACCUUCGACCCGGGAAAAUCAGCACUAAGACCCGCCAUGCAAUGGGCUACAAUCGCAACGAGUUACCUUUCAUGUUCUAUCGGCUGCGCGUUCUGGGAUACCCGCCCGCCUGGCUCGAGGAUGCCAAGAUGCAGAGCUCCGGCAUUUCGAUCUUCAAUGCAGAUGGUACAGAGGUGUCGAAAUCAGAUGACGAAGAAGGGGUAGCGAAUACCUUUAAAUAUGACCUUAACAAAAUUGUGGAAUUCCCGGGAUUCAAUGUGGAACCCGGUGGCAGAUUCUUCGAUGACUUUCAACAUCACAAUGUGCCGCCCUUCCAGAAGAGCCAGCUAAAGGAAAACUUUAUUAAAUCCCUGGGGGAGAAUAUAAGCAAAGGCUACAGACGCAAGAAACUGUUGGACCUGCCAGCUCCGCAUGACUCGAGUCCUACUACGACCGAGAAAACCAACUUCGUCGAGUAUGACAUGGAUGUGGAGGAAGCAGAGGAAUCAGGCCAUCCUCCACUACCAGCCUCUGAGCCCAACAGCAUAAGUCUACCUCCACCCCCACCGCCGCUGCAAGAGAAAAAGGAAGCACGCUCGCAAUCACCAUCAAUAGAAGACUUGAAGGCGCAGCAGGAGAAACUGCUGUUGCAGUUGGAGAGCAACACCUCGUUGGACACAAGCAGUAUAACAGCGGACGAAUCUAUAUCUCAGACAACAUUGACGCAAACACAGUCGGCGCCCACGACGCCGAGCGGGACAAGAGACUUGGCCUCACGGCAGUUCAAGGCUACCUUCGAGGGGACGCCCAUCCUCAAGUUCUCGGAGUUCAACCAGCUGCCAGUCGACAGUAACUUCAGGGUGGGCGUGAGCGAUGUCAUCCACUUUGAUAAUCUGCCAGACUCGACGGGCAAGUACGAGCAAAUGAAGGACCUGCUGAAGAACGUGCGGGAGAAGAUGGUGAAACUGCAAAACGAGGAUUAAUGCAUGCAUCCCAAAAAAUUGUUCAUAUUUAAAUGCCCCUAGUAUUUAAGUAUUUAACAAUUUUGUUUUCCAAUACACGAGUCAAUGUAAUUUCGUUUCA